Molecule: messenger RNA, 2954 nt
Organism: Macrobrachium nipponense
Lineage: Eukaryota; Metazoa; Arthropoda; Malacostraca; Decapoda; Palaemonidae
Product: aminopeptidase N-like
Exons: 16
Coding region: 129-2954 (941 amino acids)
Biological process (GO): proteolysis; peptide catabolic process
Cellular component (GO): cytoplasm
Molecular function (GO): zinc ion binding; peptide binding; metalloaminopeptidase activity
Source: RefSeq, a predicted model, not a curated record
UGUUGCUACAAGUGGUCAGUCGUCUCGUGGGCUGUUCAGUUGAAAGCGUUCUCAAAAACGUUGUUACACACACAUUAUUAAUUUUUAAUUUUCAAGUCAUAUUCUAAUUUGGAAAUAAACUGGGAAUCAUGAAAAGGAGGCGGUGCUUAUUUCUGAUAUCAGUGCAGCUGCUCUUCUUGGCGAAUACCAUUUCGCCGACGCAGUGGUUUCCUGAUCGCGUACCAGGCAAGUUUUGGCAUGGCAUAGCAUCGAAACCAAAGGAUGACAUUUCUAUUGUAAAUGACAUCAGUGAUCUUGGAAGAUCAGAUCUAGGAAUCAGUGACGCUACCAAGGCAAACACAAACAAGAACGAUACACAUACAGAACAAGACUUUGUCAGGGACGAAGCCCCUGAAAACAACCAUACCAAGAUCGAUUCCUCUGGACUCGAAGAAAUGAACGUAUCAGGAUCUGAUAACAACGAACCAACGACGUUAUUCGAUUACUUGACUAAAGGGACAACGGAGGUUCCAAUGCUAGGGCUGACUGAAGAGACAACACUGAAUUCAACUUCAGAAAAGACUUUGCAAGACAACGAAGACUCGCAAGUUUCAGAUGAAAGGGACAUCCGGUUGCCAGAUACCAUGAAGCCUUUGCAUUACACAAUAAAGAUUCAGCCUUUCGUCAAUGGUAACUUGACUGUACAUGGUUUCAUGGAAGUUGAUAUCGAGGUCUUGAAGAACACAUCUGAAAUAAUUCUCCACGCAGCUGAUAUACAGUGCAUCUACCACACAGCCAGGUUAUCGUCUCUGGAUGAUGGUGUUUCUCCAGCAAUUGUCGUAUUUACUGUGGACCCAGAACGACAGUACCUGACCGCUUUGUUAAAUGGUCCAUUAACCAUUGGGAAAAGAUACAGAUACUCGAUGUUCUACAUUGCCAGAUUGACCAAGGAAACUCUAGGCUUCUUCGCAGCUACAUAUCAAGAAAACGGCAAGGAAAAAAGUGCAGCAGCAACGAUUUUUCAACCAACUUACGCUAGACGAGCGUUCCCUUGUUUCGAUGAGCCAGCAUUGAAGGCCACUUUCGAUAUAGUCCUGCUCAGAGAACGUAACAUGACAGCAAUCUCAAACAUGCCAUUACGUAACACAACUGUGUUUGAACACCAUGAAGAGUGGCUAAUAGAUGAGUUUGAAACCACACCACCUAUGUCAACAUAUCUUGUGAUUUUUGUGAUUGCAGAGCUUGAACAUGUCGCUACCACUAAUAGUAAUGGCAUCCCAAUUCGAGUGUGGGCGAGAGGUGACGUCCUCAAUCAGACUGAGUAUGCGCUGCAGCUAACAGAGAAGACUCUCGCAUUUUUCGAAGAACUGUUUAAUACAUCCUAUCCACUACCAAAGCUCGAUGUUGUUGGCCUGCCAUGUGGUAUGGCGAUGGCUUUUGAGGGCUGGGGAGCCAUUUUGAUUUACGAUGAGACGGCGGUACUUAUGUCAAAUUCGUCGACGUUUUCCCAUGAAAAUAACGUGGGAAUAAUUUUGGCACAUGAAAUAGCACAUCAGUGGUUUGGUAACUUGGUAACUCCCCAGUGGUGGACAGAUCUUUGGCUGAAUGAAGGCUUUGCCUCUUACAUGGAAAAUGUUGCUAUGGCAUGCACUAAACCAGAAUGGAACGUGAAAGCUCAACAAGUGUUGAAGGAUCUGCACGAAGUCAUGCGCAUGGACAGCUACCUCUCCUCGCACCCUGUGAGUGUUCCAGUCUACCAUCCAGAUGAAAUAUCAAAGAUCUUUGACAGAAUAUCAUAUGAAAAAGGUUCUUCGAUCAUAAGAAUGAUGAAAUAUUUCUUAACCGAAGAAACCUUCACGAAGGGUAUAUCCAGCUAUCUCAGUGACCAUAAAUUUGGUGCUGCUGACCAGGAUGACCUGUGGGAGUCUUUAACGAGGGCUGGUCAUGAGGAUGGGACCUUACCCAGGAACCUGACUCUGAAAGCUAUCAUGGAUUCUUGGACAUUACAGAUGGGUUACCCUGUAAUCAGCAUCAUUAGGAAUGUGAAAGGCACUCUGGCUACAGUGUCUCAGGAGAGGUUUUUACUGACAACGAACAAAACAGGUGACGAGCAUGGCUAUAAAUGGUGGGUACCGCUGACAUUCACCUCCCAAGCCAAACCCAACUUCAAUAGGACGCAGGCGCUGAUCUGGAUGAAGAACUCAAGUUCUCACACUGUUGUGAGAGACCUCCCAGAUAGGAACAACUGGGUGAUAUUCAAUCUCAAGCAGACUGGGUUCUACAGAGUCCAUUAUGAUGACAACAAUUGGGACUUACUUAUCCAACAAUUACAGAACGACCAUGAUGUUAUUGAUGUCAUUAAUCGAGCGCAAAUAAUAGAUGAUAUGUUCAAUAUGGCCCUCUCAGGGAGAGUGUCUUAUGCGAAGGCUCUCAAUAUGAUUCUUUAUUUAUCAAAGGAAAAAGAACUGCCAGUUUGGAACGCUGUUUUUGAAAAUAUCAAUUACAUGAAUGCUAUGUUGGCGGACACAGAGAUCCAUGAAGAAUUUAAGAGUUACAUCUUAUCACUACUGGAACCUCUGUUCGCAACAUUAGGAUUCCAGAGCUCGCCGUCAGAAGAUUUCUGGCAUAAACUAUCAAAUCCUGACCUGACCCAAUGGGCGUGUGAGUUAGGCCACAUCUACUGUGUGCAGAAGGCCAAAGAACUCUACAGAAAAUGGAUGCUCGACCCUCAGCAGAAUCGUUUAAGACUUGACUCGUCACUUAUGAAACUAGUUUGCUGCACUGCUAUUGCCCACGGUGGACCGGAAGAAUGGGAGUUUGCCUGGCAGCAGUAUAAGGAAAUAGAUGUCGCUGCUCAAAAGGACAACCUGAUUAAGGCCUUGAGCUGUAAUCGGGAUUUUACUCUCAAAAGACAGAUGUCUAUUGAUGCUUUUGCUCAGUACCUGAAGUCACAGACGAAGAAAGCACUUCUGUAG